AUGUCUUCAAUCUACUACGACCCUGCUUAUCAACCCAAAUGGUCUACGGACAUGGGGAAAAACAAGAAUGUGUCUUUGACACACGAGGAAAUUUGGGACGAUUCUGCCCUUGUACAGUCUUGGGAUGAUGCUGUUGAGGAAUAUCAACUCUAUCAUAGUAUUCACGCCAAGGGUGAGAAUAUCGAAGAUGUCUUGAAGUCGGCAGAGGAGAAUGGUACUGCUGCCGAGACUAAGAAUGUCGAAGAAGAAGCCGAGAGUGUCGCAGAGAAGGAUGCCAACCCUGAGAGCGAGGAUGUCGCCAUGGUCAUCGAGGAAUCAACUUCGGAGUCUGCUCCUAAGGUCUCUCAGCCCGUGGCGACUUCCACCGAGGUUUCAACAGGUGCUAUGCCCCACCCAGUUAUGGCCAACAUCAAAGAUGAAGCUCUGAAGAACCUCAUGAUGUCGUGGUACUAUGCUGGCUACUAUACCGGACUACACGAAGGCCAGCAACAGGCAACCCAAGGCAAGACCUGA
Messenger RNA from Penicillium soppii, 513 nucleotides. RefSeq lists its product as uncharacterized. The transcript has 4 exons. The record is from RefSeq and is a predicted model, not a curated record. Lineage: Eukaryota; Fungi; Ascomycota; Eurotiomycetes; Eurotiales; Aspergillaceae. Bases 1 to 513 code for a protein of 170 amino acids.